Molecule: messenger RNA, 1911 nt
Organism: Exophiala xenobiotica
Lineage: Eukaryota; Fungi; Ascomycota; Eurotiomycetes; Chaetothyriales; Herpotrichiellaceae
Exons: 2
Coding region: 435-1613 (392 amino acids)
Source: RefSeq, a predicted model, not a curated record
CUUCCGUCCAGUGGCUUUUUUGUAUAUUAAUUCACGCUCUAAAACAUCCAAUCCAGACCCAGAAUAGCGGUGAGUCUGCCACACGAUGACGUCUCGUUUCUGUUUCAAAUAGAAGCCUCCGCGACUUUAAUACUUAUUGCUUAUCCACAUUCCCAGCCUUCCAUAGUCGUCCUGAUUUUCCGGCGUCUCGUACAAAAAACAAACCGACCUUGAAAACACCACACCUGAGGAUCGACCUCUCCCCUUGUUGCAUAAUGUGUGACUUGUGCCUGGAUGUGUGAUCGUCCUCCAGUUCGCAACAGAAUUGGCUUAUCAAUCAGCCAAUCGGCCGUCUUUCAGGAAACUCUUUCGGCGCCCCAUUUCCACCUGUGCUGCCAGGCAGCCCGUACAUACCCUGCCAGAACGCGGCCGUAUAACGUCAAAUCGGGCUCAAAAUGGACCAAGCGCUGCCGUUAGGCUUGAAUGCCAUCCCAUUUGCCACACAACACUAUGAUAAAGUCUGGGACCCUAUCCAUCAUCGGUACAAGAAGAUGCGUGGCCGGGUACCCAAGGACGACCCGAACAUUUGGGAAAUGCGCGGACCAGAAGAAAAGGGCCUAGUACUGCGUCGUCGGCGAGAUGUCGCUCCUGAUGAAAAGAUUGUCGAGGUUGUCAGACACAAGGGCGAAAUCCUCCCAAGACGGCCGGGUCAACCACGACGAAGAGCCAGUUCCAUGAACAAUGCUCGAGCUGCAGGCGCAGGGGCUGGAGCUGGAGCUGGAGCUGGAGCCCUUGUCUCCUACAAUGAUCGCCAGAACGGUUACCGCGAUGCACGUGAUAGCUAUUACGACUCGGAGGGUUCUGUGCCUCCUCGAUCCCGCGUUCGAGCCAAGUCGAGCUCUGGACGGUCUCGUAGACGGCGUGGUUCCUCGAGCGAUUCCUCCUCAUCAUCCGAAAGUCUACUGUCGUCCACUGAGGAGGAAAAGAAUUGUCGCAAAAUCCAGCGCAAGAAGUGGAUCACUGCGGCGCUUGCCAGUGUCGCUACUAUCCACGCGGCUUCGAAGGUUUACUCCUCGAUCGAAAACCACGACAAACGAAUGGAGAAAGUGAGAGAGGGCGAGCUGUCACCUGAAGACGCCCACAAACAGGCACGCGCGUCACGUUGGCAAGAUGCCGCAGCCAUUGGUAUUGCGGCCCUUGGUAUCAAAGGGGCCGUGAGCGAGUGGAACGAGGUCUCCGAGGAGCACAGUGAGCAUCGCAAAAUGCUGCAAGAGAGAGAAGAGCACCACAAGAAGCGACUGGAACGUGAACGCCGCCGAAAGGCCAAAGAAAAAGGCGGGUACUACAAGGGACGGGAUGGUCAAUGGUACUACGACGGGCCCGUUCCUCAGAGCAGCGACAGCUACCGAGGGGGCAGCGGUGUUGCAGGCCGCUACGACGACACCAACCUCGUCAAAGAUUCGGAGCGUCGGCGCCGGAUGGUCGAGGAUGAUGCAGUUGACAGCGAAGAUUACCGAUCACGAUCACGUGCGAAGUCCAGAAGUCCUUCGAAAAAUAGAAAGCUGGAGAGGACGAGAACAACGCUGGGACAGUUGGGCGUUGAGGCGCUUGACGAAGUGAUUGGAAAGAUUUGAAGCAUGGUGUCGCAUGGCAUUGGCAUUGGCAGUGGCAGUGGCAUUAGCGAGCGUAAGGAUCCUUGCAUCUCAUGUUGGGUUUGUGCGUUGAGCUUGGUUCGAUCGGCAUAGCAAAAACCAUCAUUGCAACUAGAUUCACAUUCAAGAUGCGUGAAGUUUUGGGGUGAGCGAUCGGAUAUACGAGGUUAUGAGACACGAAUGAUGACUGGAAUGAGAUAGAAAUAUGUUUGUCCCUCUGUUGUCGUCCUCUUUGAGAUGGGCUAUAUCGCGUCUUGCAGCUGGCGAAACCAUUUGUCUA